Messenger RNA from Apodemus sylvaticus (European woodmouse), 4635 nucleotides. RefSeq names its product EF-hand calcium binding domain 5 (gene Efcab5). Gene Ontology annotation, molecular function: calcium ion binding. The record is from RefSeq and is a predicted model, not a curated record. The transcript is spliced from 18 exons. The coding region runs from base 91 to 4299 and encodes 1402 amino acids. NCBI's taxonomy places the organism in Eukaryota, Metazoa, Chordata, Mammalia, Rodentia, Muridae.
CUUGGUAUAGAUGAAAGUGAUCUGAGGUCCAAAGUACACCUGCCGUGGAAGAAAAAUCUUAAUUUGAGGAUAGAGGAAAGAGCCCAGGCCAUGCAUCAUAAAAUAUUAGAGAAUGAUAAACUGAAGAAGGAACAGGAAAAGAAGGUUACAAAAAAGCUUCCUAGGGACGAGCUGGCUAAAGAGUGGUUCAAUACUGACAGCAUGACCCUCACUACCCGGGCGUACUUGCUGGACAAGCUUCUACCCACCUUGGUUCCUGGAGUGGAACAAAUGCUGAUGCAGGUGGAGAAGAAGAAGCUUCUGAGCCAAGCUGACAUCCCAACCAAGUUUGAUCCAAUUAAUUAUUUGGGGGAAUACUUAAUGAGACACAAUACUCAUUAUAUCAAAGACCCAGGAAUGUCUGGCUACCAGAGGGUGAUGAAAGAGGUCACAGAAGAACUGAAGGUACAUGUUCCUGAUACGAUCAGCAACAGGAUAUCCAAGAUGAAGGAGAAAGUGAAACAGAAGAGAGAGCAAAGAGAGUAUAUAAGCACAGUCAAAGUCAAGGUGGCCAGCAUGAGAAAGCAGGCUCUGCAGGAGCAGUUCAGUGAAUGGAUUCUCAACCCCAAAGGAAUGAUUCCAAUAGUCGUGUACAUUUCUUCGUAUGUUACGGACUUGAAAAGCGAAGUGUUUGAGGAAUUCCUUAAACACCUGUGUCACUGUGCAGAAGAAUUCCGGGAAAUCAUAAAGACUGACAUGCGGAGGCAGAUGUUUGCUGAACUCUUCCUACAGUGUGACAGUGGGAAGGUGAUGGCCUUGGAUCGGCAGAGGACACUGGCCUUGCUGGAAGCGUUCUACGAUCAAAGCUCUUCCACCACUAGGAGUUUACUCCGAAACCCAAGACAAUGGCCAUUUGUCGAAUUUGAGGAGAUAGAGUUGACUGAGUUCUGGGGAGACAUGGAUAUUAAGAAACACAUUUAUGAAGACUUUGAUGCACUGCUCUUAAAGAUGAAUAUGUUAGUUGCUGAAAAACUUGCAGGCAAGCUUCAAGAAAACGAAGAUCUCCCACAACAGCAGGGAGAAAUCAGUACAGAACAAGAACUUUCAUUGGAUUCAACAACGGAGUCAGGAACUGCUGCAAAACCGACCUCACCACAGAGACCCCAGAGAGCGUCACUUACAGGACAAGGACAGGGCAAAGGGCCUCGCAAAUCAUCUGUUUCAAAACAAGGAGCAAACAGAGGGUCAGUGGCAGAGCAAGGGUCCCGAAGAAGCUCGGUAGUGAACCAAACCCGGCAUAGAGGGUCGGUGGCAGAGCAAGGGUCCCGAAGAAGCUCGGUAGUGAACCAAACCCGGCAGAGAGGGUCGGUGGCAGAGCAAGGGUCCCGAAGAAGUUCAGCCGCGGAGCAAGAGCCACAAACAGGGCAAGACUCAAAGAGAGAUUCAGUACCAGAACAAGAAUCACUCGGAGGGCCAGUCACAGAGGAAGGAGCACAGAGAGGGUCAAUUUCAGAACCGGGACAACGCAGAGCAUCAGUAGCAGGACAGCGCAGAAAGUCAUCUGCAGAAGGCGCUAGCAAUUCUUCAGAAGCAGGGUCACGCAGAGGAUCAGUGAUAGAUCAGGGACAGCGCAGAGGAUCAAUGAUAGAUCAGGGACAGCGCAGGGGAUCCGGAGGUCAGCAGCGGAAAGGGUCAGGAGGACGCAAAAUGUCAGCUUCAGAAUAUGGACCACAUCAAGAGUCCAUAACUGAAGAGCCCCUCAAUGAGUCAGAACAAGGACCGCAAAUAGACAUCAUUCAAGAAGAGCAGGAUGCAGCCUCAGCCCCACAAUUAGAAGAAGGCGGGGAAACCUCGGAAUUCAAUAAAAUGGAAUCUCAAGAAAAAAAGCCUUUGCUGCUCAUCAACGAAGAGCAAGUCCCCAUAGAUUCCGAACAGCGUGAAGAAGUUCCCAUAGCCGGCAUAAAGGAACGGCCGUCAGGCAGCCCCAGGAAAGACCACCUUUCAGGAACUUCAAAAAAGGAUUCUCAGAAAGACAAAGCCUGUGAACCAAAGCCCCAACACGUAGAAGGAAAAAAAUGGUCAGGGGAAUUUUUGAUUUGUGACUGGAAGACGAAACAUGUCAAAUCUGAAGAUGAGGAGCAGGCCAAAUUAAUCUGUGAAGACUCCAGAUUCACAGAUCUCCACGCGACUAUUAGGAAUUUUCAGACUUACAAGGGAAUCAAAGGGAGGAGUGCCUUCAAUGGAGUCUCCCUCGAUUUGCUGCAGUUUGUACAGCUCCUAGAGACAUUUGUUGGUGAAGACACCUCCUUUAGCAUCAGCCAGAGCCUCACCUCCUUUUUUCAGAAGAACUAUUCUGAAACAAAGCAAGAGAAAAUUAAAGCCUUAGAACAGGCCAGAAAAAAUUCCUUCCGAAUCCGACGUAGAAUUCUCCUGGAAGCCCUCUUUGAGAAGUGGGACAAUGAUGGCUCAGGCUUUCUGAACCUUAAUGAAGUUGAUGAGCUCCUGUAUACAUAUAAGGAGGGAAUGGAAAGAGAGUCUAUGAAGAAAGCUAAACUGCACAUAAAAUUUCCAAUGCCCAGUCCUGGUCGUGAAGUCAAAUUGUCUUCGAAGCAAUUUCAGAAGUACAUAGAACUGGUCGUAUCUGAACUCAGAGGCAAUGAAGACCAAGUUCUGGAAAGCGUUGUGGAAUUCCUGAUGGGUUCUUUAGAGAGGAGCCACACUGAGGGUCUACGGAACUGUGCAAGACGGAAAUGGCUCCAUCAGAUCCAGUACGCUGCAGAGACAAGUGGGGUGUCCCUGGAGCCGGUGUACACUGAGACCUUCAGGGCCCUCACCCAGGAUGCCGAGGCUCAUGGAAAUAAGAAGAUCAGUGCUCACAUUUCCCUCCUGGAGGAAAAUGUACUCCUGCCUGAGAGAGGCCGAGUUCUCUUGAGGAAUGUGGCUUGUACUCUAGACGAUGCUCCGUUUGUCCUGAACAAAGUGCUCUAUAGGGAUAUGAAGGGAAUCAGCUUUACAGUUGUAGACGAAGGCAAGCUAAUCCAUGUCCCCCAAGUUCAGCACCAUGGAAAUAUCUUCUUCUGGAACAGUUCCCGAAAUAAGAAUGAGCAUAAUGGGUCGUUCCUGGCUCUGCCUCUUCAGGAUGCAUACAUGAGGAUCUUUGGGGUCCUGGCAGUUGACACGCUUCGAGAUCCUCAUGAAAUAAACAUCUUCUUACCUCAUGAGAUCAGAUUCUAUCAGGGCGUCGCCAAUGCCUUCAGCACAGCUUAUCACCACGUUCACAGCAGGGAGCACAUCCUGCACACUGCACUCACUGGCAUCAGGUGGCUCUUCAAUAUCACAUCUGGCAUCGCCACCAUCACUACGUGCUUCAUCGAACCUAGCUCAGAACAGGAAGACUAUGUUUUGCGCAAUAUGAUGGUUACAGACUGUCUUGGUCUAGCAGAAAUCCACACAGAUCCCCCAACCAUCUUGAGGAACUCGUGCAUCUUCAGGGACUUCCUCUUUAAAUGCACAGACACUUCAGAAGUUAUUUUGGCUUCUUCCGGUGGAGAAACCCACAUUGCCAUUCCACUUCGCCAGAGAAGCAAAGAGGCUAUGGGCGUCCUGGAUGUCAACAUUGGCCGGAGUAGGAUGUUGGUGUAUCAAGAGUAUAAGGACCUACAGAAAAUGACGAAGAUGAUCCAAAAUGCUGCCUAUGAAAUACUGGGAGAAGUCUCUGGAGAAAUCGAGAAAACUAUGGUUAUAGAGAUGGAAAACGCAGGCGAGGUGAAGCGGGCAGGGAUUCUUUUCUUCCGCACCAUGCUGCAGGAGCUCCGGGAAUGCCUCCGCCUCCUCGAUUCCAUGGACUUUGUGUCGCUGCUGCUCUAUGAGCAUAAACACCAUGCCGACUUGGUUUUUCAAGGCAUCAGUCCCCAGGAGGUAGAAGCUAACGUGGCACUCGUACACGACAUCCUGAAAGGAGUUAUCUUGUUCUCUCAGCAGGAGAGAGAAUCUUUCAAAGAUGUGGAAGAGUGGGAAAGAUGGAAGUUUCACAUUAACAAGUACUUAGUGGAGGAGAUUUGUGAGCUUGAUCCAACUUCUAGAAAUGUGGAAAUUAAUGUAGCUCUUAUUACAAAAUAUAUCCAAGGUCAUUCUCGAACUGAAGUCUGGAAAUUCAAGAACAUUGUUGUUGAACUCCUGUACCACUGGAUAUGCAUUUGCCUAACUCUCAUAGAGCUUGACUUCCAGCAAGAUAGUUCCAUUGUACCUCCACUGCCCAAGAAGAGCACCACCUCUAUUUAUGCAAUAUCCUCAGAGAGAUCCAUUCGAGAGAAAUUUUAAGGAUUGGUAGCAUAUCGGGAUGUGCUGAUUAACAGCACUGUUGUGUCCAAUGCUGUUAACUGUGAAAUGUUAUCAACUGGAAAGAAUGUUGCAUAGACAUAUUCUGCUCCCAAAGGUGCUACCUAAGGGAGAAACUUUAUCUAAAGAGUAUGCAUGAAUGAUGACCACAACCAAGAGUACCAGAAUAUAUAAUAGAAUGUAUUUUAGUUUGAGCUUUCUGUAUGACAGGAGACUAUUAUGGCUAUUUGGGAAAUUGCUUUUCAUUAAUUUAAAUAGCAAAAUAAAGAUUACUGGUGGUCUGGACAGGAAGAAAUGGCAGCUUUUACAUCAAAAGAG